AUGCCGGGCUACUCGUUCAAAAGCAUUACUGUGGUGCCUUCGGCGAAGGAGUUCAUUGACAUAGUCCUGUCAAAAACUCAAAGGAAGACACCAACUGAAAUACACAAGCAGUACCCUAUACCACGAAUUCGCAGUUUUUACAUGCGCAAAGUGAAGACAUGCCAACAAUUUUUCCAUGAUAAGCUUAACUCGAUAGUUACAGAAUUUCCAAUGAUUGAGAAUAUUCACCCUUUUUAUGCAGACCUCAUUAAUGUACUGUAUUCAAAAGACCACUAUAAGCUGGCCCUUGGUCAAAUAAACACAGCCAAAAAUAUAAUCGAUGGUAUUGGUCGUGACCAGGUAAAAAUGCUGAAGUAUGGCGAUUCCCUAUACCAAUGCAAAACCUUGAAGCGUACUGCGAUGUGUACUGUUAUAAAGCGACAGGCUGACAAUCUGAAAUUCUUGGAGGACACUCGUCAGCAUCUUUCAAGAUUACCUUGCAUUGACCCAGACACACGGACUCUAAUUGUGUGUGGUUUUCCUAACGUCGGAAAGUCGAGUUUCUUAAACAAGAUAACGAGGGCUGACGUGGAUGUCCAGCCCUUCCCGUUCACCACAAAGUCUCUGUUUGUUGGUCACACCGAUUAUAAGAAUCUCCGAUGGCAAGUGAUUGACACACCAGGUGUGUUGGACCGACCCCUCGAUGAACACAACACAAUCGAAAUGGUCGCAAUAACUGCUCUCGCCCACCUUCAAGCUGCAGUUGUCUACAUCAUGGAUCUCUCAGAACAAUGUGGUUACUCAAUCCAACAACAAGUUUCACUCUUCAAUAGCCUCCGACCACUUUUCACAAACAAACCACUCGUGGUGGUUGCGAAUAAGUCGGAUGUUCGCUCGCUGGCCGAACUAUCUGACGAAGAUCGUGAGCUGAUCACUUCACUGGUGCGGAUGCCGGACGCAGAGUCUCCCAGCCCGGCCGAUAUGGAGAAGCCCCUCUUCCUCGAAAUGUCCACCCUCACUGAGGAUGGCGUGAUGAAGGUGCGUGCGACUGCCUGUGAUGAUCUCCUGGCACGCCGAGUGGAGGCCAAACUGCGAUCCGGAGCUGCCAGUCUUCGUGAGGGUUCCAUCGCCAACCGGUUGUACGUGGCCUACCCCAAGCCUCGGGCUGGUGAGUCGGUGACGGACCGCCCGCCGGUGAUACCCCCGGCCAUCUUAGAAAAGCGUAAACGCGCGGCAGAGAAGAGCGCCCGUCACAAUAUUUAUGACUUCUUCGACGAGGACAUUGAGGCCAAGCUGAAUGAACUAGAGGCCCAGGAGAAGGAGCUAGAGGAUGUGGGCUUCUAUGAGGCCGGCGAUCUCCGCGACCCCGACGAGGACAAUCCAGAAAUGCAGAAAAUUAGAUCUACCGCCAGAAAGUAA
Messenger RNA from Dibothriocephalus latus, 1398 nucleotides. Lineage: Eukaryota; Metazoa; Platyhelminthes; Cestoda; Diphyllobothriidea; Diphyllobothriidae. The record is from the annotation of a GenBank genome assembly.